ACUCGACUGUGGCGUAGCGUUGUCGAAAACCCCAUAUUUUGUGGGUAUUUUUUACAAAUUGGCUUUUAGCUGAAAUCUUCUGGUGAUUUUUUAACAUCGCCUGCCGUUUGUCAGUUAUGACUUUGGAUGAAGACUCUACGCUAUUAUGCAUGGAAAAGGUUUCCGAAUUAUCUCACGUUUUAAAGAAAAGAGCGACUGAUGAAGAUGUGUUAGAAGCAGUCGAUCAAGUAGUAAACACAAUUGUUAAUAAAAUAUAUACGAAUAAACUUCAAUUAAAAAGUUUAUGUUUGGAAAAUUCAGAAAAUCAUGAGCUUGUAAAUGUUACAAAAUUAUCUCAAAUACCGCGAAAGUUCUUCAAGAAACGAAAAAUCAUCUCAAAUUCCCAAUCGGAUAGCUGUAGCGUUAACGAUCCCAAUGGCAAUGAAGGCGAAACGAAAAGAGCGGAAGGAAGUCGCGACGACGGUGGUUUCGAAGAGGGGGAGGAAGAGGAAGAAGAAGACGACGACGAAGAAGACGACGACGACGAGGAAGAAGGCGACAACGAUCAAGACCACGCUAGUAUUGGAUCAAAUGUUGACGAUACCUCACCAACCCCCAAGAGACGACGGUCGAGUCGAAUUGUAAAAAGUAUUAGUCCAAAUAUCAAUUACGACGUUCUAGAAGACAUCGACAGUGUUAACGAAACUAAGGAUCCAGAAGAUAAAGAUGCCAUGAUAGAGUUGAAAGUAGAAGAAGUUCAAAAGAGAGGUACGAAACGAAAAAGAAAAAAGAAAUGUACUAGAAGGGCUAAAGUCACCUCUUCACCAAAAGCCAAAACUAUAUUUUGCUUUCUAUGCGACGGGGCCGACAACGACGAGAAAGUCUGCUAUUCUUCGUGGUUAGCUCUAGUAGAACAUUUUAAAAAACUCCACUUUGUUAGAGAGCCGAACACUAGCUAUCUAUCGGUUACUUGUCCCCAGUGUCCCAAAAAAUAUAUGCUCCAAGGCCAAUCCGGAACUUGCGGUAGAAAAUCAUUACAAAAGCUUCUUCACCAUAUGCAUCAUUUGCACAGUCUGCCUUGGCCUGAAUACGUUAAUUUAAUGAAAUGCAAUUAUUGUGAAUUCCAGACGUCUUUUCCACGUUUCUUAGAGAGUCAUGAAAUGAAGCAUACAAAUAAGAAAGAAAAGUGUGAAUAUUGUAACGCUCUCUAUUUGCCAACUAUGAAGAAUUUACAUAAAAAGAAAUGUCCUAGAUGGCCCACAACUGAGGCAAUGGACGAAGGUGACGGCGAGAAAAGAACUAGGGGACGUCCGAGAGUGAACGUAUGCGAAUUAGAUCCUCAAGCUAAGAAGGAGGCCGGAAAAAAGUUAUGUACAACCUGCGGUGAAUUCUGUUCGAAUAAUACCCAAUUAAUGCAUCACGCAUUCAUUAAGCACAAGGUGAAUAUGUUCAAUAAACCAGUGGAAAAGUGUCCUGAAUGCGGCGUUGAACUAUUGGCUGGAAGUCUAUUCCGGAAACAUAUGCAACAACACGAUAGAGUAGAACACUGCUGUGAUAUUUGCGGCAAAGUUUUUAAGAAUAGAUUGUCCGUUAUUCGACAUCGAAGUAAUAAUCAUACGGCAAAGAAAAGGUUUCCCUGUCCUUAUUGCGACUAUGCUCCGAGAAAGAAGUCGGCUAUCGACCGACACAUUCGACUUCAUCUGAAAACGGGAAAAGCUGAAGUAGGGCAUCCGGAGAGACGACGACACGUUAAAGAUGGCACAGAAGGCCCUAUAGUCGACAUUAUACCUCUUUCACACGUACCAGUUUCUCAAGAGGAUAAUCACGCUCAAAAGGAUAUUUUAGAGCAGGCAGUUUCAGCUGUUAUUGGAAAUUCUAAAGAUCCAAUAAAUACUUCAUCCAUACUGGUACCAACCUCUUUUACUCCUAAUACCGUAUCUGCUGCACCUCACCAACUUAGUCACACUCAUCAUUCUAAUCAAGCCGCCGUCGCAGUAGCUCAACAGCAAGCUAUUUUAAAUGAAACUAUGCAAAAGAAUCUUCCUCCACUACUCCAACCCAUAAAUCAAAUGGGCCCAAACGUUGGCAUAUCGCAAUUUUUUAUGCCAGCAGUUACCGGUCAAAUGGACGUCCGAAAUACAAUACCAAGUUUUCCAAUAGAUGUACAUAACAGAAUGUAUGAUCCAGGACAAACAGACACGACAACCUUUCAUGUUGGAGGAAAUAUAACCUUUCAACACAAUGUAUAG
This is a messenger RNA of Dimorphilus gyrociliatus, 2228 nucleotides long. The record is from the annotation of a GenBank genome assembly. Lineage: Eukaryota; Metazoa; Annelida; Polychaeta; Dinophilidae.